Molecule: messenger RNA, 1413 nt
Organism: Canariomyces notabilis
Lineage: Eukaryota; Fungi; Ascomycota; Sordariomycetes; Sordariales; Chaetomiaceae
Product: phosphoserine phosphatase serb
Exons: 1
Coding region: 1-1413 (470 amino acids)
Biological process (GO): L-serine biosynthetic process; dephosphorylation
Cellular component (GO): cytoplasm
Molecular function (GO): magnesium ion binding; L-phosphoserine phosphatase activity
Source: RefSeq, a predicted model, not a curated record
AUGAGGAGCAGCUCCUACCUGAUGGAACAUCAGCAAUACCGGCCCCCGCACAAGCCUGAGAAUCACUACGGAAUUGAUACGGUUGUUGAGGACCUCCAGGCCGCAUCAGUCUCGCCUCGCGAGUUUUCGUCGUUCAAAGGGAUCCCCUCGCCCGAGAACCCCCCGAAGAUCGUCGAGAGCGGGCUGAGCCAUGAGCUGUCGCAUCCAAACUGCACGCCGCUGCCGGGAAGGCAUACUGACAGGCUGGUAGCGACUCUCUUCUACAGGUCAACUGCUCCUAGGGUCUCAAAUGUGAUCCCUUCGCCGCAGAAAGGCCCUUCGCCGCAAGGGGGACAGUCUCCUUCAGUCCGAGCUGCGGACUCUGAUAUCCCCCCAACUAUGGCCCCCAGCAGCAGCCUCGACAGUUUUCCGCUCGAGCCGCCUGCUGCCGAGCCUGAACCGCUGGACCACCUGUAUGGCUCCCACGUGUCGUCCAUGUGCAUCACGUCCUUCCUCCAUCUCCUGUCCACUUUCCCGCUCCCACAGGGCGUUACGGACUACAACUCAGCCCACCGCUGUCUCAAGCUCGACGGCGGCCAAGACCGCCACCCGCUGGUGGUCGAGCUGACCGUGUCCCCGGCGCCGUCGCUCGACUACCUCUCUCUCGCCGACCUGCGCAAGCACGAGCUCAUCUACCGGUUCGAGCGCGAGUGGAACGUCGACGUGGCGCUGCAGAGCGAUACGCUCUGGCGGCGGUACCCGCGUCUGGUGGUCUUUGACAUGGACAGCACCCUCAUCACGCAAGAGGUCAUCGACCUUCUCGCGGCCACCAUCAAGGACCCGCCCGACCUGGCCGCACGCGUCGCCGACAUCACGCACCGCGCCAUGCUCGGCGAGCUCGAGUUCGACUCGGCCUUCCGCGAGCGCGUCAAGCUGCUCACCGGCCUGCCCGCCAGCAUCUUCCACGAGCUCCGGUCCGUGCUGCAGGUGACCAAGGGCGUGCGUCCACUCCUCCGCGCCCUCAAGCGGCUCGGCGUCAAGACGGCCGUCCUGUCUGGAGGCUUCCUGCCCCUUACCAGCUGGCUGGCGGGCGAGCUGGGGAUUGACUACGCCCACGCCAACGAGGUGGUUGUCGACGAAGCCACGGGCCGGUUCACGGGCGAGGUGAAGGGAAGGAUCGUCGGCAAGGAGCGCAAGCGGGAGCUGCUGAUGGAGAUUGCGGAGAAGGAGGGCAUUCCGCUGGAGCAGGUUGUGGCCGUGGGCGACGGGGCGAAUGAUCUGCUCAUGAUGGACGCCGCUGGCUUGGGCGUCGCGUGGAACGCCAAGCCCCGGGUGCAGAUGGAGGCUGAUGCGCGGCUCAAUGGGGACAGCCUGCUGGACUUGCUGUUCCUGUUUGGGUUUUCGGAGGAGGAGGUCUCGCAGCUCAUUGCUUGA